GUUUAUGAGUUUGUGCCUUUGGAAGAUGGCAGUGGGCAACGGCUGCAAAUCAAUGCCCAGAACUGCAUCCAUUGCAAGACUUGUGACAUAAAGGAUCCCAGUCAGAACAUCAAUUGGGUUGUCCCUGAGGGUGGUGGCGGCCCUGCUUACAAUGGCAUGUAAAGUACAUACAUCAGGAAAGAGCUGGAAAAGACUUCUGUCCCUCGAGGUGACUUAUUAAAGUUAUUACGUGAAUAGCUAAGUCUGAAAUGAAUGUAGAAUGUUGUUGUUAUGUGAAGAUUUAUGUGGUGUGUGGUAUAUUGGAAUCAUCAUGUUGUGAGCUUGUGUAUAAUUUUUUUUAUACA
Messenger RNA from Gryllus bimaculatus (two-spotted cricket), 344 nucleotides. The record is from the annotation of a GenBank genome assembly. NCBI's taxonomy places the organism in Eukaryota, Metazoa, Arthropoda, Insecta, Orthoptera, Gryllidae.